CCUGCGGGACAUUUUGCGGCCAAUGUGGAAACACUGAACGGGGAAAAAACGUCUUGCCCCACGUGCGGGGAAAAACUCACCCAGACCAGAGGGAUCGAAGUGGGGCACACGUUUUAUCUGGGCACCAAGUACUCCUCUGUCUCCAACGCUGUCUUCUACUCCCCGGACAAUAAACCCCAGCUGGCAGAAAUGGGUUGCUACGGCCUGGGCGUCACUCGCAUCCUGGCAGCCUCCAUCGAGGUGCUCUCUACGGAGGACAGCAUCCGUUGGCCGAGCCUCAUUGCGCCCUACCAGCUCUGCUUCAUUCCUCCCAAGAGAGGCAGCCAGGAGCACCUCGCCAGCGACUCGGUGCUGGAUGACAGGACACAGAUGACCAUUGGCAAAAGGCUAAAGGAUGCCAACAAGCUGGGUUAUCCCUACGUGGUCAUAGCCGGGAAGAGGGUUUGCGAGGACCCCCCGGUCUUUGAGGUCUGGAAUCAGAACACCGGCGAGGUUUUGUUCCUCACCAAGGAAGGUGUCAUUGAGUUGCUGAGUAAAGUGCAAGUCUCUUAA
Molecule: messenger RNA, 552 nt
Organism: Tauraco erythrolophus (red-crested turaco)
Lineage: Eukaryota; Metazoa; Chordata; Aves; Musophagiformes; Musophagidae
Source: RefSeq, a predicted model, not a curated record